AUGGCGUCGUCCCUGGAGUCACCAACCUUCCAUUGGAAACGGGACGAAUGGGUCACUACACCCCCACCCAAGUCAAUUGAGAAGAGCGUCGUCGCCACAUCCCUCGAUGGUGCACAUCAGGUCGUUUUCAAACGGGCAAUGACAAACAUACUGGCCACUGAGCUAGCUGAGCUUACCUUCGCCCAGCUUAUUGACGGACUGCCGUUGUGGGACGUUGCCAUGGAUCAAUCCAGAAAAACACACACAAAAGAGGAGCCUGUAUACAAUCACAAACAGCUAUGCGAUGGAGCCAUGGAGAAGAUGCUAGAAUUGCGCGAGCAAUUCGACCCAUUGGCCAUGGAGGUCAGAGCGGACACUCUAGAUCGAUACCAAAAUACGCCCGUUGGAUCCAGGGUAUCCAAGCUUCCGCUGGUUGAGCUCAUUGCUGUGGCCCUGCACGAGCUUGCCGUGCAUGUCUUCAAGAAAGCCGAUGGGGGAUUUCAUAAAUACGAUAAGUAUCCCGACGAUACGUAUUACGAAGAAAAGCCUUUUACUCGCAAAAGAAAACCCACACCCUUCCUCCUCUGGCUAACCUUCGACGAACCCAACCAAUUACCUGAUGGCGUGGCCGAUAUCGCUGCGUACUGGGCCGAGGACCGUAUUUUUGGAGGCGUGGUUCUCUUUGGGAGGGGCAAGUCUGGGAGAGAUCAAAAUGGUGUCUGGUUCCAUAGCCAUCGCCGAGGUGUCACCGAGAAUGUCUAUGCCCUUAGCGAAGACCAAAUCGCUUCGCUAACUCACUUUCUGGAGUCGAGUCCUGGCGAGGCAAACUCUUGUUGCCCACUACCGAUUCUGGCGAAUAGGGACAACAAACGUCAGGAUUACAGACUUUCUAUGCCAAAGUACAAGAUAUACCGGGACCCCUGGGAGCGAAAGAUGAUGUACGGAUCCUAUCUUGUGUACAGAAAUGAAACAAGAAAUUGUAGGAUGUAUGAUAUUGAUCCGAUUGAAAGACCGGAAUGGAACGGGAUGGACUCGGGUUCGGAUUCGAACUGA
Molecule: messenger RNA, 1032 nt
Organism: Diaporthe amygdali
Lineage: Eukaryota; Fungi; Ascomycota; Sordariomycetes; Diaporthales; Diaporthaceae
Exons: 3
Coding region: 1-1032 (343 amino acids)
Source: RefSeq, a predicted model, not a curated record